Molecule: messenger RNA, 6141 nt
Organism: Bicyclus anynana (squinting bush brown)
Lineage: Eukaryota; Metazoa; Arthropoda; Insecta; Lepidoptera; Nymphalidae
Gene: Vmat
Product: synaptic vesicular amine transporter
Exons: 13
Coding region: 142-1590 (482 amino acids)
Biological process (GO): transmembrane transport; aminergic neurotransmitter loading into synaptic vesicle
Cellular component (GO): terminal bouton; synaptic vesicle membrane
Molecular function (GO): serotonin:sodium:chloride symporter activity
Source: RefSeq, a predicted model, not a curated record
GAGGAUUCUGGUCGGUCAGUCCGUCGUCGGCCGGCGCGGCGGGAGGACGUCGAUGCAACAAGCUGCUUAUAAUUAUAAUUAUAUUUUAAUUUUUCGUUCCCAACCGAGAUGCUCUCCGCUGAAGUAAUUUAGGGAGCAGGCAUGGGCGCGGCGUCAGGCGGCGGCGGCUGGCGCGCGCGCGUGGCCGCGUGCCGCGAGUCGCGCAAGCUGGUGCUGGUCAUCGUCGCCAUCGCGCUGCUGCUGGACAACAUGCUGCUCACCACCGUGGUGCCCAUCAUCCCGGAGUUCCUGUACGACAUCCGGCACCCCGACGAGCCGCUGUCCAUGUCGCUGGAGGAGCUCACCACCCCCGCGCCGCCCCCCACCCCCUACUGCCCCUGCCUCAACCGCACUGCCACCCCCGACAACUACACGCAGGUGAACAUCACGGCGAAGAUGGAGGAGCGCCACAAGGAGCUGCUGCAGGAGACGGUGGCCGUGGGGGUCCUGUUCGCCAGCAAGGCCCUCGUGCAGCUGCUCGCUAACCCCUUCGUCGGGCCCCUCACGCACAGGAUCGGCUACAGCAUCCCCAUGUUCACCGGCUUCAUACUGAUGUUCCUCUCCACACUGAUAUUCGCCUUCGGUCGCUCGUACAGCGUGCUGUUCGUGGCGCGUGCGCUGCAGGGCGUGGGCUCCUCCUGCUCCUCUGUGUCCGGCAUGGGCAUGCUGGCCGAGCGGUACCCGGACGACAAGGAGCGCGGCAACGCGAUGGGGCUGGCGCUGGGCGGGCUGGCGCUGGGCGUGCUGAUCGGGCCGCCCUUCGGUGGGCUGAUGUACGAGUUCGUGGGCAAGACGGCGCCCUUCCUGCUGCUGUCCGCGCUGGCGCUGGGCGACGGCCUGCUGCAGCUGAUGAUCCUGCAGCCGGGCGUGGUGCGACAGGAGAGCGAACCCCCCUCGCUGCGCGCGCUCGUCACUGACCCCUACAUCAUCGUAGCUGCGGGUGCCAUCACAUUCGCGAACGUGGGCAUCGCCAUGCUGGAGCCGAGCCUGCCCAUCUGGAUGGCGGACACCAUGCAGUCGCACCGCUGGCAGCAGGGGGUCGCCUUCCUGCCCGCCAGCAUCUGCUACCUCAUCGGAACGAAUCUGUUCGGCCCCCUCGGCCACAAGAUGGGGCGCUGGCUCGCCGCGUGCUCCGGCCUCGUCAUCAUCGGAGUGUGCCUCAUAUUGAUCCCGAUGGCGCGCAAGCUGGAGCACCUCAUCAUCCCCAACGCGGGGCUGGGCUUCGCCAUCGGCAUGGUGGACUCCAGCAUGAUGCCGGAGCUGGGCUACCUGGUGGACAUCCGGCACGCCGCCGUCUACGGCUCCGUGUACGCCAUCGGGGACACUGCCUUCUGCCUCGGCUACGCCGUCGGCCCCGCGUUCUCCGGCGCGCUGGUGAACAGCAUCGGCUUCGAGUGGAUGCUGGUGAUCAUCGCGCUGCUCAACUUCGCGUACGCGCCGCUGCUGCUGUUGCUGCGCGCGCCGCCCGCGCAGGGGGAGAAGCAGAGUUUGAUCAUCAGCGACAAGUCGUCCGUGCGCUACGUGAGCUACCAGAACGAGGAAGAAGAAUAAACCGCCAUAUUGACAACGCCGCCAUCCGCCAUCUUGAGUCCCGCCCGAUUUUAACUUUUUAAAUUUACGAUGUCGAAGGUAUGAAUUGUAAACGCUUAAAACACGAAAAAAAUACAAAAAAAAAUGUAGUGACGUUUCGUAGGAGUAUAAUAAAAGAAAAAUAUAAUGGAAUAUUUACGAGAUAAUAAAUAUACGAUAAUAAAUAUAUCAUAUACAUACAUAUUAUACACAAUUUUAAGCGUAGUAUUAGAUUUAAUAAAUAUAUUAUUACGUAUAUGGAAACUCUUACGAUUUUAGGAAUAUAUUUUUAAAUAUACCUACUGUAAUAUCAGUCGAAAAUAUCUUUGUAUAUUAUUGAUAUUCAAUAUUCAUAGAUAGUAGUGAUAUUUCUUAUAAAUUUGUUGACCAAUUUUUCUAACUCUUUGACCAGUUCUCUCUAUACAUAUACAUACGCAUAUUACAAAAAACGUGACAGUUUAUAUUUAUAUUUGCGUAGGGUUUCGUGGAGACGUGUAACAAGGUCUUUACAUACAUAUUGCCGUAUAGUCAGGGUGUCUGUACAUCGCAACGUAGGUACUUUACAUUAAAAUAAUGAAAUACAUCAAAAUAUUCAUAUAAAUAUUUUGUAUGUAAUAUAACAUAUAAGUAUCGAGAAACAUAGAUAUAAGUUAUAUUUUACUUUCAUAUAUUUAUGUAAAUGUUCGAAUAAAUAUUUGUUUUAAUUAACAAUGACAUCGAGAAUUUGUUUACUGAAAACAUCACGAUUGUGUGAUUGACAAUAUGUUUACUGUGUGUUUAUUGAACAUCACAUACUAAGUAGACAGUAAAACUGAAAAUAAUCUGCACAAGGGCUUUUAUAUUUUACCUCAAAGAUUUAUUUACCUCAAAAAGAAAAAUGUUUCCAAUCAACACAUUAUUUUAUGAUAUUGUUAUUAAAAACGGCGAUUUUGCGGCAAGCCAUCCCAUGCGAAUUCACUCACGUAUAACUCGUACUCGACAGGAUGUAUCCAUGUUAUUGGUGUUCGCGGCAAUUUCGCUCUUUUUAGACAGGAUCACAGUAAUAGGUAGUAUGUGUAUAUUAUAUUUUUUGACAAAUAUUCCUCGUUCAAACGUAUAUUCAAGUAUUUAUUUUUACAUUUUCUAUAUUCACAUAUACCACAGUCUUGGAAAAGAACACAAUAAUCGAAUAGUUUAAAUAUUUAAGACAAUAAAUUUAAAACAAUAACGAUUUGCAAGCACAUGUUAUUCGCUCGGGCACAUUUUUUGAUAUUCUUUUUAUUGUGGACCAAAAAACAAUAAAAGUUAUUAAUUAUAAUCAGCUUCGUUGCACUAGUUAUUAUUAUAAUUAUUAUAACUCUGUUUAUUAUUUUCGUCAAAUAUGAAUGAUUAUUAUCAUUAUACUAUUAUAAUAUAAUAAUAUAUAUUUUAGUGGCUUAAUAACAUUCGUAAACUUUAUUAGGUAGAUGUCAUGUUAGUGGAUAUAAUUCAUGAGCAAUAUAGAAUAUUAUUUAAAAUUAUAAUUAUGGGUAUAAUAUAGAGUUAGAACUCUCUCAGCAUACUCUUGACAGUCUACAAAUAUUACAAAUAUGUAGUGCAUGCGAAUAUUUAACUUUGUAGUUUCGACUUAUUAAAUAAUUAUGUAGUCGUCGCAUCGUAAGGAACUCGUGUUGUAUCUUGAAAUUAUAAAAUUGAAUAUAAAUUGUAAUCCUUAUAAUAUACAUAAUCAACUUGUGUUGUGAUUGAAUGCAAUGAGUGUUGUGCCUCCAGAGUAAAUCAACUUUGUUAUUGAUCACUUUGAGAAUCUCUCUCAAAUUUUUAGUUCCUAUAAAAAACGUAAUUUCUGUAAUUAGUGAUGUUAAUUAAGACAAAGAAGAGUGGCCUACCUACCUGAAUAUAAACUAUAAUAAAAAGUAAUUUUGAAUUCAACAAAAACGUUUUAUAUAUAGUUAGUGUGACGGUGUGUGGUGUUAGAGGACAGUGUCUGUGUGUGUGUGGCUGCGCACACAGGCGCACGUCCGCGAGAUGCAACUGCUCAUUGCACAAACAAACAUGUCGUCGUCUUUCUUCAACAAUAUGAAAACUGAAAGUGACAACAUUAUGAACACCGUGCGUGAAACACAAUCUGAAAACUGUUCCCGGGGUUGAAUAACCUCCGAGUGGAUGUUUAAUGUGUUAUUAAUAACUAUACUCUAAAUGAAACAAGGCACUGCUCGACAUGAUAUAUGUGAACGUACUCAUCAAAUGCCACAUAUCUUUGACGGUGUAUGUAGUAUGUUGAUAUAUUCUCUAUACCAUUAAAAUUUACAGUACAUUUAGGCGAGUGAGUAACUUGCCUGAGGAUGAAAAACUGAAAUGAAAUUCGAUAUUUUCAAAUUACAAAUUCCAUCUAUUGUGAUACUUACUGCCAUCGAAGGGUUAAAAGGAUGAUAUCUUCUUUAUCUUUAUCUUCUUGUAGUAACAGAUACGGAACAUGUAGUCUCGUCUAUUGAUUAAACAAAAUACUUUUUAGAACAUCACCUGAUGUUGGUCGUUCGAAGUAAUUGUAAUGAUAGUUACAUAAAAAAAAAUAUAAUCACGGUUACUUCCAGUGUUAGGAUUUAAUAUUAUACUCAUAUACGAAACUAUUCGAAUACUAUAAAACAAUAUUCUUAUAUUAUAAUUCAUUUGUAGUUUAUUACUAUAACUAUUAAUUCAAUCCAGUGUAAAUAAUGUAAUGCACGUCUGAACAUAUUAUUAGUUAGGAGACGAGUAGGUGUAACAAAUAUUAUUAUGUAAAUGUAAUGUCGAUAUAACUUUAUAAAUUUAUUUAAUUGCAAUCAUCUUUUUCAUCUUCAAUAUCAUCUCUGUAAUGAUUGAUGAACAGUCCAUUCGUACUAUCCUAUCAUUAUUUUCACUGUGUCUAUGUAUUGGAGUGUUUGCAUUAUUAUAGAAUGAUAUUGUACUAGCUUACAAGAUGUCGCUGCACUCUGCCGUUCGCGGACUACAGUGAGCUACAACUCCAUGGCUGCCAGUUCAUUCUAUGAAACUUACGUAACCUACUCUUCCUACGUACCUUGUAAAUUGUUGCUCAAUAGCUCGGGGCAGGAUUUGCACGAUUGCAGCAUCUACUACUCUGCAAGACGUGUGCUAGUACGGUGGUUUAAAUUAGACUGAAUAAUAAUGACGGCCGCGUGUUGCUGUGGGUAUUUGCUUUUUGCAUCCACGGCUGUGGGUUCUGUUCUCACAACUGGAAAAAUAUUUCCCAUGUGAUGAGCUCAUGUGAGGGUGUUUUCCAAUGUCUGGAUGUGCUUAAACAUUAUCUAAGUGUUAAAAUCCGCUAAGUUAAUAGCCAUAACACGCUCUGCGCUUACUUUGGCUAAGUAGUAAUGUGUAUUGUGUAAGCAACAAGUAUAUUUAUUUGUUUGGACAAUACACACAUAGCUAUCUAUCAGCAAAGUAAGCAUAGCUUUUGUUUGGGAUAUUAAGGUGCGUUGCUGUUGAAUAUACAUGAAUACCGUUUAUGUACAUUAAGUAUGAACCGUUGCACACUGGGAACUUGCUGGUCACAAGAAUGUUUUCCGACUGCGGGAAUCGCGCCCCCGAUUGGAUGUAGAAGUACUCGCUGUGCUAUUCGGUUGCAACAUUGUAAGCGUAAUAUAUAAUUGAAAUUGUUUCCCAUUACCUGUCCCAUUAUGUACUUUUUCCAAGAACAGUUUUAAGUUAAUAAAGUGUAACAAUAAAGUAACGUAUACUAGAUACAAAAGAACUCGGUAGUUUCGUUUAACGUAGGUGCAGCGCGGACGGCAAUAGCUACUUUGACGGAACAUCACAAAUCAUUCAUAUUUGAUGUCUUAGUUCGUACAAACUAAUUGUAAACUAAAUAAGCAAUAGCUGGGUUUGGGUCCUUCCUAUCGCCGUGUGACGUCACAGGCCCAGCGCACACCGCGCGGCGCCCGCGGGCUCGAGCGAGUCUGCGCAGCAAAUGUGGCUCCUCUUCGAGUCAAAUGCAUUGCACUUCGCUACUGAUACAUGUACAAAUCAAGGAUCAAGCAGCCAUGUACUUCGUCUAUCAAAUAUGAUAAAAAAGGCGAGUCUUGCCACUGUCUAAGCACGGACCUCGAACCAGUUCGGAGGAGACUACAUUCGCCACAGUCGCGCCGGCGAACGGCGCGCGCGCUUCGAUUCACGCACCGACUGUGCGCGGUUAUAUGAUUGAUUGUAAUCAAGCGAGUUGUCUCUUACUAAUGUGCAAAUCAAAUCCAAUUUAUAUAUUAUUUAUGGUUCACUGGAUAAGCGAGCAGUCGUAUAUCCAGUCAUCCGCAGCAGUGCACGCUGAGUGAGCCGCUCAGCCGCCGGUGUGCGGUGGCCCUGUGUACACCGGCUUGGUUUGUAGCUCUAUUUUAUUAGAAAAUAAUAUUCGUUUUUAUUUUAAUAUUAUAAUAUUGUAUAACUAUUGCGUUUUAGAUGUAGUACAAAACAAACGAGCUCUGAGCUACACGUGUAUGGUAGUAAUAAUUUUGAAAAAUACUGUAAUAUACGGCUUCUAUAUUAUAAUAAUAUUGAUAUAUUAGA